Molecule: messenger RNA, 4575 nt
Organism: Stylonychia lemnae
Lineage: Eukaryota; Ciliophora; Spirotrichea; Sporadotrichida; Oxytrichidae
Source: the annotation of a GenBank genome assembly
AUGAUGCAAAACAAUCAGUUUUUACAGUUACCCAACCAAAAUUAGAGCCCUAAUUUUGGAGGUGGAGCUCCAGCACUUAGUCUUGACAAGGCGCAGUCAUCUUACACAUAUGCCAGCAAGAGAGCCAGAAAACAACAUUGGUUUAAUCAGAUGAAGCAUAAUAAAAAACUGGAGACUGAAAUGCUAUUGAAAAAUUAUAAAUUAGACAGCCCUUCGAGGUCUUUCCUAAUAACUUUGUGCGGGGUAUCUGGAGUUCCUUUGAAUGCAAAUAUACCAGAGUAGGCACCUAUACAGGGAUCUAAGUUUCAUGUUGAGUACUAUAUGACAUUGUUCAACAGUGAGCUAGGCUCGCAUGGAUCGUUCUACGGUAGGACAUAUAGAAGUUAACCUAUUGAAAUUAAUGGUUCUUCUAUAUAAAUUGAUACCAAGCAGGAGGAUUAUGUAUAUUUCCAUACCAGUUAUACUGAAAAAACUUCCAAGCUAGUGGUUGAGGUCGUUAUUGUGAGAGAAUUUUCAGGUUAAAAAACGUAUUCUUCAGCUGGCUUUGCUUUAUGUCCAAUUUUUGAAUUUGGAGGAAAGACUUUAAUUGAAUUAACCAAAGGCUCUCCGAGAUCAAUUGCAUAAACUGGUCAUAUUCCUCAAGGAAAGAGUCCUGGUAGAUUUUAGUAUGAGAUAAGAGACUUUGCUCCAAUUGAUCCUUUGAAGAUACUCAUUCCUAAGAAUUGCUUCUGCUCACCUCAUGAUGUCGUCCCAGGUCUUAUAGGUGAUAAACCACCUCUGCCCAGAAGCCCUAACAAAAAUAUUGGAGAAAAUAUUAAAUGCGAAUUAAUGAAAAAAGAGAACAUUCAUAUUCACAAUAUCUAGGUCAUCACUAGUAUAGCUUUUGAAAGCAGAUUUGAGAACUUCUUAAGAAGAAUGAAGCAAGAAAAGAUGAGAACAGCAAGAGGACAUAUUCACGGUGGAGUAGAUAAUGUCUACAUAUCUGAAAGAAGAAUACUAGUAUCAGCUAAUAACUCAUGGCAAAAUAUUUGCACUGAAAGCCAGAGCACAUUAAAUCCUCCAAAUGAGAAUGGCAUUAGUAUCUCUGGGGGUUCUAUUACUUUGAAAAAUUUUAUUUGCCAUCCACUGGUGGCAUUAGUGUUCAGAAUAGAGUAUAAGGCAAUGCUUCCAAGUGAGAAAGGCAACGAUUCAUUUUACUUUACAAUUGGCUGGACCUAUCAUGUCCCAACUUUUAACAAUGCAGGGGGACUCUAGGAUGAAACUAUAGAAGCAGAUGUGGAACUAGGACCUGGUUGCGUACCCUCAGGAGAGCUUCUCUGGGAUCCUAAUGCUGAGGACAUCAAUUACUAUUAAAUAAAACUAAAAGCAGUUGUAUCUGCAAAUUCAAUUGCUCCAAAUGAAUUAAUGGAUCAAAGCUAUAUUCCAAAUAGAUAAAAUGCUCUUAAUUAAUAGCAUCACCAAAACCAUAACUAGAGACCAAUGAUAUAACAGCCGAAUGCAAUAAACAACUUAGAUAAUCCUGCAAUGGCACAAUAGCAUAACUAAAUUAGGCAAUUAGAGUUGCAACUUUAACAUUAGGCUAAGCUAAAGCAAGAGGCUGAUGCCAGAUUUGAAAUGCUCGAAAUUUAAAGACAAAAGGACUUGAAUGCGAAUCACCAAAUAAAUCCAAAUGAUGCAAUGGAAAGAAAGUACAGAGAAGAGCAAAGACUAUUACAGCUCUAGAAAAAUCAAGUUUAGCAAGAACUAGAGUUGAUGCGUAAAAAUAUGAGAGACUACUAAGACUCACUUAAAUAAGCUGCUAUGUCUCAAACUCAAAACAUGAUGCAGGGCUACUAAUAACCUUACAUGUAUCAGCAGUAAUACCCUGGCCAGGGUGGUUAUAAUACUCAAUAAAUGUAUAACGAGAAUCAUCCAUAAAAUUCUCAACAAUAAAUAGCAAUGAUAGGAAAUGUCUUUUAUAACAUGCUCAAUAUGAUUGGUGAAACUGAGAGGGAUAGAAGAAUAGUGGGUCUAUCAGAUAAGCUUAAGAAAAUGAUCUAAAACUAAAAGUUUGAUGAUCUCCUAGCCCCUAAGGCACCAUUUGUUGGAGCUGGAAUGAUAAAUUUACUUAGAACUACUGAUUUACCACUAAGUGAUUAGGUGAACAUCAUGAAACUAGGGUAAGGAGAUUUACUUUAGCAUCCCACUGCCUAAAUCACCUCUGACUCUAUAUAUAAAGAUGUAAUGUCACUGGAAGUAGAAGCCUAAGAUGAACUCAAGGCUUCAACAAUUAGAUUCAAGUUCUUAUGCUACAAAUCAGCAGUAAAUAGCAUCGAAAUUCCUAAUAAGCUUUACUUCUAAUUCAAAUUCUUUACCUUUCCCUCACUAAUAUCGGAUAAAGUGAAAAUUGUGCAUGCUCCUGGGCAAGAAAAUUAUAUCAGACACGGCUAGGUCUUCUAUCUUCAAAAGGAACAUCCUGGUGCGAAUAAGUCCAUGAAUGCAGGAACCUAGUUGCAGAAAUAGCUGAUAACAACUGAUACUCUUCAUGACCCUAAUCUUUUAGAGAGCAUUUUCGAAAUUGAUCCUUCUCUCUCUAAAAUCAAAAAUGAAAAUAUGAAACUAGCUGGAUAUCUAAGAGAGAGAUUCUUGACAGUUGAUGUAUUUGAUGGUGAAACUCUGUUUUUAUUUGGUACAUGCAAGAUCCCUCUUUAUGAACUAUUAAGAUAAGGUAGACAAACUAUAGUAAGAGCUAAGGAGUGUGAAAUGUGCGACCCUGACACAGGAGAAUUUAGAGGCUCAAUUUAAUUGAUAAUGAGUAACUAGGGAAAGUAUGUAAGUAUCAAAGAAAUCUAUGAUCAUAAGAUGGACACUCUGAAUAUGAGAGAUGGAAGUCCGACAAAAUCGAGACUUUAGCCUAGUCAAAAUGAUCCUAAUAAGCAAUCCAAAUACAGAAAAGUCAUUAAAUCAAAGCCAAUGGACCUCACAAAAAUUUAGCAAACAAAUAAUGAAACGAGUCUUUUAGCUACUCAUGUAGGAAUGAAUACUAACUACAACUAAUCAAUAAUCAGCCAGAUGAGUCAUCAAUAGCUAUCAGCUGUAUAAUAGUAAAAUGCAGACUUAAGAAAGAAACUUCGUGUUGAUAGGGUUAGAAAAAUGACAAUAGGCCAUUCUGAGGCAUCUGCUGCUUACACAUAAGUUGAUGAUCCUUCAUAACCAGACUGGGCAAAACAUAAGUCCUUAAAAGAAAUAGAGGUCAUCAGAGAAACUAAAAGAGAUCAAGUCCUUUCAAAGGUAUUAGAGGAGUAUACUUAGACAACUGAGUAAGUUAGUGUUGUUCCAGGACAAAUAGAAUUCUACAAAUGCAAGAUUUAAAAUCCCUUCAAUAGCAGAGAAGUCUUUUCUAUUCAUAUUAAUGAUCCAGACGAAAGACUACUAAGCCAGCCAGAAUUGUGUUUAGUCAAUGAUCCGUUAGAAUGGAGGCAUUGGGUAAAAUAGGGAAAGGGAUAAGCACCAUUUUCUUACGACAUUAUCCAGAGGCCUGCAGAUAUAAUCUUGAAUCCAAUGGAUGAAGUUGAAUUACUUUUCAAGUUCAUGACUACUAGAGACGUUUCAAUAGAUCCAAAUGAAUUAGCUUCAUAGGACAUUAUCAAGCCAAGAAAAAUAGGAAUAAUCAUAAUGCAAACAAACAGAAAGCCUCAUUUGGCCCUCGAACUUAAUGUUGUUCCUUCAUCAGCCAUCAUUGAUCAUACAUUUAGAUUCUAUGAGCCUUAGAACUCACAUGUCACACUAUAGAUCCCACCAUUCCUUUAACUUUAUCAGUAAGGCCUCUUUGCGAUUGCUUCAAAGCCAAAUGUGGUUGUUGAUAUAAAUAGAGACACAUCAGGAUUUCAAGUUGAAGCCUAGACCUCUGAUGCACCAUAUGAGGUAGAUAUUAUAAUAUUUGUCUAUGGAGAUUAGUACCGAGAAAAACUCUUAGCCACUUGUUUGAUCGAAAUUUAUUCAAUGAAAACUCUAUAUACGAAGAUAAAAGCAGGUGUGCAAAGCACUUAAAGCCUUGAACUAACAGCUGAUAAUGCUAGAUAAGUACUUAUUCAUUCUAGCAACCCCAAGAUUGUAUACAUGCCUAGAAGAGAAAUAGGAAGGCCGCUAAAGAUCGUUCCAUAAAUGGUAAAUCACAUCAGUAUUUGUGCUAAGACCUAUUUACCAACAACAUAGAGAGUUAGAGUUAACUGCACAGAUAUGAAUUCAGGUGAAUUAGUGUACCAGUGGCUAAUGAUUAUAGACGCAGAUUAACCCAAAGUUCAUAAAAAUGAGAUGAUCAGUACCAAGAUUAACUUUUCUUCAACUCAUGAUAUGUUUUUCGAAAACAGACUAGAAAAUCCAGCCAUUUAUGAAUUCGCAACCUCGAGGCCUGACUUAAUCUAAAUUAUUCAUGAGAAACUUGAAUAUAAACCAAGAGAGACUAGAAAAAUAUCACUUAAUAUCCUUCCUCAGAGUAGAUUUGGAGUAAUUGAUGUGUUCCUCUUUGCUAAUGAUUUGGAUUAUUAGGCUAUGCAAUGCAUUAAACUAAGUAUCACUUACCUGGAGCUACCUUGA